AUCACAAUGAUCUUCCACAGCAGCGGCUCCGACCGCACAUUGCAAGUAUGGCCGGGGACAGUGAGACACAUCUAAGGGACCGGGACGAGAACACCAACAUUGUUCGACAACCCUUUCUCAUCGGUGUCUCCGGUGGCACCGCCAGCGGCAAGUCGUCUGUAUGUGAGAAGAUAAUGGAGCUGCUGGGGCAGAACAAAAUCGACCACCACCAGCGGCAGGUGGCGAUCCUCAGCCAGGACAGCUUCUACAAGGUGCUAACUCCAGAGCAGAAGGCCAAGGCAACCAAGGGCCAGUUCAAUUUUGAUCACCCAGAUGCCUUUGACAAUGAGCUGAUCAUGCAAACACUCCGACAGAUCCUGCAGGGGAAGACUGUCCAGAUCCCAGUUUAUGACUUUGUCACUCAUUCCAGGAAAGACGAGUUUGUCACGGUGUAUCCGGCUGACGUGGUCCUGUUUGAGGGAAUCCUCAUGUUCUACUCGCAGGAAAUCAGAGACCUGUUCCAGAUGAAGCUGUUUGUUGACACAGAUCCAGACACACGGCUCUCACGCCGAGUUCUAAGAGACAUCAGUGAGCGGGGUAGAGAGCUGGAGCAAGUGCUGGCUCAGUACAUCACUUUUGUAAAACCGGCCUUUGAGGAGUUCUGUUUACCAACAAAGAAGUAUGCAGAUGUGAUUAUUCCACGAGGAGCAGAUAACCUUGUGGCCAUCAACUUGAUAGUACAGCACAUCCAAGACAUUCUGAACGGUGGACCAAACAAGCGCCACAACGGCUGCAUGAACGGCCACAGCACUCCACGUCAGCGACGGACCUCCGAGUCCAGCAGCCGGCCUCAUUGACCUCAUCACACCUCUCUUCACAGAGCGGAGAGGGGUGUGGGGGUCGCGCUGUAAAUAAUGCCUGAUGGCAUCUAUGUAUUUAAAAGAGAAAAGAGAUGCAAAAAGAAUUGAAAUGCCUUUAUUAUUCUGACUCGUUAUUAGUUACUUUCAUUGUAAUCGUUGAACUUAGAUUUUGGUCAGGAGGGUAUGAGAGAAGCUCUUGUUAUUCUUGUGAAGAGACCAUGGGUUAAAAUUGACCCCAUGCAUUUCCCUCCCAGAUUGCAUUUAUGUUUUUUAUGUAUCCCCUGCUGCUCCAUGGAAAUUCAUGCCGCUAAUGAAUAAAAGAGGGGAAUCCUUUUA
Morone saxatilis (striped sea-bass) is the source of this 1175-nucleotide messenger RNA. RefSeq names its product uridine-cytidine kinase 2b (gene uck2b). Gene Ontology annotation, molecular function: ATP binding; kinase activity. The transcript is spliced from 7 exons. The record is from RefSeq and is a predicted model, not a curated record. Gene Ontology annotation, cellular component: cytosol; cytoplasm. The coding region runs from base 48 to 836 and encodes 262 amino acids. NCBI's taxonomy places the organism in Eukaryota, Metazoa, Chordata, Actinopteri, Moronidae.